This is a messenger RNA of Funneliformis geosporum, 807 nucleotides long. NCBI's taxonomy places the organism in Eukaryota, Fungi, Glomeromycota, Glomeromycetes, Glomerales, Glomeraceae. The record is from the annotation of a GenBank genome assembly.
AUGGCGAAGAGGUUGAUGUCUACAUUUAUUAAAGUUAAGGAUGCAUUGUUAUUAAAACUCAGGAGGAAUAAAAUUAACCGCAUGUGGAGAAGCAUUAAAGGUUAUAAGAAGAUUGCUGUUGGCAUGCAAAAUUUAAGAAAAGAUGAUGAAGAUGCGAUUGAAGAUAUUAAAAUCGAACGUGAAGAAGAAAUAGUCGAAGAAGAAAAUGUCAAUUUGCUUAACCCGAUGAAUAAUAAAUUUAAUGACAUUUAUAAUAUAUUUCGUGAGAUAAGUACCGAAUUAGAUAGAAUGAUUUUCGAGCUUAAUAAUAAGUUCAAGAUCAAUAGUGAUUUUGAGGCAACCAAUAUUAAAAUGGAAGAAAAAAGACUAGGUUUUUAUGAUAAUCAUCUUGGCGACAUUAAAUCCUUUGAUGAAGUUAUUACAAAAUAUAUUUCUCAGAAAAUUAUUUAUAUUCACAGUCGUUCCAAUAAGUCGGAAUCAAAAAGUGCAGCAUCCGAAGAAUCGGAAAUGCUUGCUUCUCCCUCCACUUCAUUUGGAAUUGAAGAUAUCUAUCACUCAAAUCGAUAUACAUGCGCUCUCACUUUAACUAAGAAACAGCUCGAACUAGCGAAAGGAUGUAAGGAUCUUAAUGGAAUAGGUCUCGCAUUGGAGUUCGAAGGCGUUCCAGAGACUGGAGAGAUGAUCGCAUACGGUAGAUUUCUUCCUGAAAUAGAUCGUACUCGCCAAGAAGAUGAUGGAUUUUUUUAUGGAUCAUUAAUACUACAUGUACAUCCACAGUUUAACGCCAUUUUUUCCUAUAAUCCUUAA